UGGUGACUUUUUUUUAUUUUUUAGAUUUUUUGGGGGAGGAAACCUAUUCUGUUUUUUUUAUUUAUUUUUGUUUGUGGGUUAAGAUAAAUACUUGUACACCAGACUGAUGGUCAGUCAGGCAGCCAUGCGAAGCCAGCGUGUGGUGGAGAGCGAGUGCAGGUGCUGGAACCCGGCUGUCUGGCUCCUGGUGUCCCUGCUGGGCUCCCUCGUCCUGGUGGCCAUGAGCGUGCUGUUGCGGCUCGGAGACAUGAAGAUAAACAAACGAGCUCUAUCUGCUAUUCCAGCCAAUGAUAUGCAAAUCUCAGAGAGAACGCAGUACCAAGUUCAACUGGUGAAUGGCCGAAACAGGUGUGAGGGCAGGGUGGAGGUGCGCCACAACAGCUCGUGGGGCACAGUGUGCGAUGACGACUGGGACAUGGUGGAUGCCAACGUGGUGUGCCGGCAGCUGGGAUGCGGAGUGGCCGUGGCCGUGGGCAGCAGCUCUCAGUUUGGUCAGGGGACAGGGCUCAUUGUGCUGGACAAUGUGGACUGCAGGGGGAGUGAAACGGACCUCAGCCAGUGCCACAGUCUGGGAUGGGGUGUCCACAACUGCUACCACUAUGAGGAUGUGGGUGUUACCUGCAGAGAACCCACCCUGGUGGGGGCAAGAGGCUUUGAGGAACGCACAACACCAUCCCAAGUCAACUCUGGCUUACGAGAUGGGACCAUUCGUUUGGUGAAUGGGAAGACCUCUUGCCAGGGCAGAGUUGAGAUUUACUACCAGGGAAACUGGGGGACAGUGUGUGACGACGACUGGUUCCUCAACAACGCCAUGGUGGUGUGCCAGCAGACCGGCUGUGGCACCGCCGUCUCUGCCCACACCAACUCCUACUUUGGCUACGGCACCGGCCUGAUUCUGCUGGACAACGUGAACUGCCACGGCAAUGAGCAGGAGCUGAGUAAAUGCAAAAGUCUGGGCUGGGGCAAACACAACUGUGGCCACCACGAGGACGCCGGAGUCACCUGCACUGGAUCCACUACUGUACCCCCUGUUGCAACAGAAAUCCAGAGAGGAUUCUGGGAAACGAUGAACACUGAAGCAACACAAAGAAUCCCAGUCACAACGUCACCAACUACAACUACUGUUAGCACAACUGCCCAGACAAAAGGUGUACAAGGCAAACAAACCGUCCGAGUGAUGAAUGGUAACAGCAGCUGCCAGGGUCGCGUUGAGGUCCUUUUCAGAAAUGUGUGGGGAACGGUGUGCGAUGACGACUGGGACAUGCCUAAUGCCAACGUGGUGUGCAGACAGCUCGGCUGUGGCCCAGCUCUCGCGGCUAAGACCAAAGCCUACUUCGGCUACGGCUCUGGCCCCAUCCUGCUGGACAAUGUGGAAUGUAGUGGAUCUGAAGGCGAGCUGUCCCAGUGCUUCCACCUGGGCUGGGGGCAGCACAACUGCGGCCAUCAUGAGGACGCUGGAGUCAUUUGUGCACCUUUCGACCCUCAAUUUUUCUUCAUCCCAAAUGGACGAGACUUCAGAGUAACAGAAAAAACGACAACCGGCACCACCACCACAGAACCCCCUGAAGGAAUGCUGAGACUGGUGGGUGGCCAGCACCACUGCGAGGGUCGAAUAGAGAUCUACUUAAACUCUGAGUGGGGCACAGUGUGUGAUGACGCCUGGGACCUCCCUGACGCCCAGGUGGUGUGUCGGCAGGCGGGCUGCGGAGAGGCCGCCACGGCUUGGGGAGAAGCGUACUUCGGACCGGGCGCGGGAACCAUCCUGCUGGACAAUCUCAAGUGCAACGGUGCUGAGGCCUCCCUGCAGGAGUGCUCCCACAUAUCCUGGGACGUGCACAACUGUGACCACUCUGAAGAUGCCGGCGUCACCUGCUCACUGUCAUGAUUCCAGCAGGACACCACUCCCAUUUCUACCCCGGGUUAGGAAGCGGGUGCACUGAGCUGGGACUUGUACACAUCAUGUAAAUAAUGUCUCUCACAAUGCUGAGGGAAAACUUCCCCGUCAUCAACACACAGAAUAACUAAUGUGACCAUAUAUGAUUUAUACUAUAUCUAUCUAUGCCUAUUAAGCACUUUAUAAAUAUAUUAUAUAA
Messenger RNA from Menidia menidia (Atlantic silverside), 2093 nucleotides. The record is from the annotation of a GenBank genome assembly. Lineage: Eukaryota; Metazoa; Chordata; Actinopteri; Atheriniformes; Atherinopsidae.